CAACAUUUGUGCCCCCCUCAGGCUGCCGUGGCUGCCCUGAAGAUCGACUGCGGCUUACCAUCUGAUCAACACGAUCAGCGCAGCCUCUCAACUCUCUUGGAAUGUCUCUCGUGAUUCUGACAAUGUUCCCAUAUUGGUUAAUCUGCUCCCUGCAAGAUGAUCUAGGUACUCUCUUCCUGUCUGCGUUCUUCGAUCCUUCACAACAGUCGCUUCCACUACGGUCCUUCUGCCUCCCUCUGAGUACCUGCCUUUUGUGAUGAAGAUAUCAUAUGUCGAAGAUCCGUUGCACUUGUGGCCUUCGCCUUGAUGGCCUGCAUAUCUUCCUCGCUUUUGAACCGUGGCGAGCACAUUGAGAAGAUGGUUGAAAGAAGACUUCUUAUCCUUGAGGGGUAUCAUUCGAAAGAGUUAACCUCCCACGAUUACGAUUCUAUGAAGGCCUUGAUGACUUCUUUGUUGUUCGAACCGGCUCACUGCAGACCCUGCUGUGGUCGAGGAGCUAUCCAAGAUCAUGUCUCUUCUAACCGCCUCCUGAAAGUGCGCCCUCGAGACUCACAAUUGUCCACAAAACACUAUGCCGUCAUUGAAAGGAGAGAACAACUAAAGGUUUUCGAAUCGCAAUGUUCGAUGCGUGCUGGGCUGGGGAAAGGCAAAGCCGUGCGUGGUAUGGGUUUUGCAGAAGGUGUUGUGCCUUUCCCCUGUUUUGGUUGGACUCCGGCCCGUGGACUUCACAAUUCAAUUAGCAAUAGGUCAUGACAGGCAUCCCAAUCAAUCAGAAUGCGUAAUGUAUUGCUUGC
Exophiala xenobiotica is the source of this 794-nucleotide messenger RNA. RefSeq lists its product as uncharacterized. The record is from RefSeq and is a predicted model, not a curated record. NCBI's taxonomy places the organism in Eukaryota, Fungi, Ascomycota, Eurotiomycetes, Chaetothyriales, Herpotrichiellaceae. The coding region runs from base 307 to 753 and encodes 148 amino acids. The transcript has 2 exons.